AUGGCUCGGCAGCGGGGUGAGAUAUAAUAAUAAUGAUGGCAAAUUUACCCUUAUUGCCAUGAAUUCCGAAUUUGUGGCAAUAAGGGUAAUUAUCUGUGUGGGAAGCCGGAGCUCCACACAGACACGUCUAUUCAGUUACACAGCUAGCCACGCCCCCCUAUGUUAACAUGUUUUGAUAACAUCUGAGUGUUCGCACUAGUUCUUCCUUAGACGUUCAUUUUAGAACUUCCUCAAUAUUCUUCUGUGUUAUUAACCACAGCUUUCUGUCUCAUACUACCUCUGACACAUUAGUCAAAUGUCUGAUGUCGCAUGCCAUCUUUUGUAACUACCUCUUUCAAUAUAAAAAAAAUUGAUGAAUAAUAUAAUUACAGAGACUUGAACCUCUCAAUACGCUGUUUAACGACUGUUGCUCGCUACACUGAACAAUUACACAAGAUGGGAUUCAUCUUAUUUCUCAUAUUCUUCUUCCAAAGUAAGACAUGCUUAUUAUAAUCUUGCUUUGUCAUUGAAGGUGAGAGUAUUGCUGUGUUUCACAGAGGAUUACCCUUAUACCUGCAAUUCCUUUUCAGAUAAUAUGAAUGUAUUCAUAUACAAACUAUAUUGCAUGCUUAGUAUGGUAUAGUUACAUAUGCAAUAAUAUGUAUAUUAUCUUGGAUAGCAUUAUAUGAUACUCUAUUUAAAAUGUAUAGUGUGCUUUGUAUGGUAUAUUAUUAUAUGGUACUACAAGAAUGUUUAAAUGGUUAAGUAUUAUAUGGCACUGUAAGUAUUUUAUAUGGUGUUUUGGUAUAUGGUACUAAGUUUAAACUAUAUGGCAUUCAUGCAAUUCUAAAUAUGUAAAUUAAGGAAUAUAUGGGUCAGUUGGUAUCCAGUAUUUCUUAAUUUGUUUUACUAAAUAUUUUGAGGGUGUUCAAAACCACUACAUUUUAAUAAUGAACUGAGUUUAGACAUGAAAGGUAUUAUUAAGCCAAAAACUUAUAUCAUGGUCCUCGGGAAAAAUGUGUUUUAAAAAUGCUCAGAAUAAUUUUUUGGAAAAUCAUAUCGACAAAUUUUGAUAGUAGUUGAUUGAAUUUUAAUUGCAGCAGUUGGGAAAUGUUCUGCGGAUGGUUACUGUGCUCAUCAGGUGAAGACCAUACGAGUGACGGAAGGAGGAUCUGUUACCAUCCCUUGUACUUUAAUAUAUCCCAAAGACUUGAAUAGUUUGGAAGUCAUUCAGUUUAUCUGGCAUGUAACAGAACACGGAGAGUGCUUCUCUUUAACAGAAAUAUAUAUUCCCAAACAAAACUUCACACAUGGUAAAUAUAAAGGGAGAGUUGCAAGGGAGAAGAAUCCUAAUGAAAACUGGUCAGAGUCAAUCACAAUCCAAGGACUGAAGAAGACCGAUGGUCCAGUAAUCUGUUGUCAAGUCACCAUCAGAUAUAAGUAUGAAUACAGUCAUUUUUACAGUUCAUAUGGAACUCAUCUUCUCUUCACAGGUAGGAAUACUUCUAUAUAAUUAUUUUGUGAUAUCCAACUUUUGGGAAAUUUUCAUUCUUCCUUUUAUCUCCAAAUGUUUGAUUUUGAUCUAACAAUUGUCAUGAUGCGAGAUGUUUUCGCUCGUCUUCAACAGAUGCAGAAAUUAUCAUGAAUCUAAUCUCUCUUUAUCAAUGUUUAUACCAAAAAAAAUGAUUUUGGCAGGUAACCACUAAUUAUCAAUAUUUCAUAUAGAGCACUUUCUCUUUUUGCUUUUAUUUAUUUAAUUUUUUUUAUUUGAUCUUUGGACUUGUCUGUAAGAAUGAUCAUGUAUCCUUGUAAAAACAUUACAUUGACAUAACUAAAUAUUCAGAAGAAUUAUAAAAAUUUCUGUUAGUAAUACCGUAGGUGGAAUUAUUUGGUUUUGCUGAUAUUAAGAUUUGCAACAGGGUCAGUGUUCCAAAAGGGAUAAGUCAAAUGUCAAAUGAUUUUGGUAAACUAGAAAAAUGGUGAGAGUUUUGGCAAAUUACAUUUAAUGUGGAUAAGUGCAAGAUAAUGCAUCUUGGACGUAAAAACCCAAAGGCAGAGUAAAGCAUAUUUGAUACAGUACUUACCUCAACAAAAGAAGAAAAACUACCACAACAAGAGGAAAUUAGACUGGCAAAGGUUUAAAAAUAUUAGUAUGUAUUACCUUACUGAGAGGGUAGUGGAUGCAUGAAAUAUCCUUCCAGUUGAAGUGGUAGAGGUUAACACAGUGAAGGAGUUUAAACAUGCGUGGAAUAUGGCCAGGGACUAAUGAAAGUAUUUAGAAAAUUGGGCAGACUAGAUGGGCCGAAUGGUUCUUAUCUGCCGUCCAAUUCUAUGUUUCUCUCAUAUCUGGUAGAAUUUUCUCAUAAAUGGGCGGUUCUAGAAACAAAUUAUAUAAUUUAAUGAAUUGUUUACACAUAUAUCUGUGCCAUUUACCCCUGCUGCCACCCCAUUCCUACGAUGUAAUGUGUGCUAUUACUGUGAAUUGAAUUAUCUGGAUUGUGAUAUAAUUUGAUAAAUCUGUAACAGAAACUAAAAUGGAAAAUAACAUCACAAGAAAAACAAAUUAUCACAUGUGAUUUUAAAAGUUUUAUUAAAUGGUGUAAUAUCCGGGUAGCUGAACUAUUUCCCUUUAAACAAUUGCAAAUUAUUUAGAUUGAAUAAGUAACAUGUGCCUAUUGGGAGAGUAAUCAGUUCAACAGUAUCCAGUAAUGUGGAUAUAGUGGUUUUUCAUAGUUAUGGGAAUAGGCAACUACUUACACAAUGUGAAAAUGUGUGCUAAAGUAAGCCAUAGAGCAAUGUGUAUAUACUUAUUAUUAGAACAUUAGAUUCUCUCUGUCUCUGCAGAUGACAUAUUUGUGGAUCAAUUGGAUGCUGUUCCUGCACUCCUUGGACAAAAUGUCACCAUCCCAUGCUCAAUUCAUUACCCACAUGGAAUUAACAUUACUGUACAACAAGUUAAAUGGAGAAUAGGUAAAGGCUGCCCAAACAUAGAUAUAUUCUCCUCUGACAAGUCGCUUAGGAAUGGGCACUUCUCUGUGGUUGAUUAUCCUAAGGAUUUCUCCCUGCGUAUACAUAAUGUAGAAAAGAAUGAUCUGGAUACUUACUGCUGUUCGGUGAGAACCAGUGAAGGAGAAUUUAAAGUAAAGCAUGGCACAGAGCUGGUGAUUGAAGGUAACAUGGAUGUAAAUAUAUAUAUAUAUAUUGUAAGGUAUUUAGCAUUUUGUAAUUAUAGCAAAGGUUAAAAAAAUAUAAUUAAAACUCUCCCCAGAUUCACUGAUUUUGCUUACAUUGCUUGAAAGUAGACUCUAUUAAGUAGACUCUUUCAAGUAGGAGUUAUAAAAACAGGAGUUAAAACAAACAAGGGGUUCAAACUAACAAGGUAAUUGUUUUACGGUUCUGUAUCUGGGAAAUAAGUGUUAGCAAGAUUUCUGGCUUGACUCAAUGCACAUCUAGUUGCAUGUAUGCAUGCCUGGAUGUACCGGUCCAGGGUCCAUACUUCUUUGACAGGUGUGUGCGAGUGGCUUCUCUGGAAGCUCAGAUUGGAGAUCUCGAGAAGAAAAUUGCAACAUUGAGGGAGAUCGAUAAUCUUCAGAUGAGUCUGGUGGGGACAGGUAGUGGAGUGGGAGGAGAUGAGACAGAUGGGUAAUAGGCACAUACCUGGGUGACAGUGGGGCGAGGAAGCAGGGAGGGAGGGAAGAGGAAAGGGCUAGCUAAUCCUGAUUUUGUGCAACCUAGCUGAAUUGCCCAUUUUAGUGAAGAUGUUGGGAGCAUCAGCUCAGGAGUAGCUCAAUUAGAGGGAGCUGUUCUAACAGCCGAGGGAAUGGCCCCUCUUGUACGGCUGGCGAUUAAAAUGUUAGGAAGGCUAUGGUCAUGGUGGUGGAGACUCUAUCAUUAGGAGAUUAGAUAGGGCAAUCUGUCACUGUGAUCACCUCAACUGGACAGGUUGCUGUCUACCGGGUGCAUGGGUCCAGCCUGUUGCUGACAGAGUGGAUGGAUUACUGGGAGGGGCUGGAGAUGACCCAGCGGUCAUGGUCCAUGUUGGUAUUAAUGACAAAGUAAGAGGAAGAUCCUAAAGAAUGAUUUCAGGGAAUUAGGUAGCAAACUUAAGAAAAAGGACCUCCAAGGUUGUAUUCUCUGAGAUAUUACCUGUGCCAUGCGCUAUAGUAGAAAGGCAGUGGGAGAUUAGAGAGGUCAAUGUGUGGCUGACUUUGGCUGACUGACUGGGCCAACUUUGCGCUUGGGUACAACCUUUAUAACAAUGAUGGGUUGCAACUAAACGGGAGAGGGUCUGCAGUGCUGGGGGAUAGGAUGGCUAGAAAGUUGGAGGAGAUUUUAAACUAGUAUUUGGGGGCAGGUGAGCUCUUGGGAAAUAGUGAUCACAAUAUAGCGUCCUUUGAAAUAAACUAAAAAAAAACAAAAGCACACUGGGUAUACUAAAACAUACGAUUUUAAAAAGGCCAAUUUCUAUAAGUUAAGGGGAGCUUUAUAAAAUAUUGAUUGGUAUAAACUCUUUAGUGAAAAGAACAAUGACGAUAAAUGGAACAUCUUCCAACAAAUAUUAGAAAGGCACGUUUCUCAGUAUGUACCACUGGGUAAUAAAUAUAAAUGAAACAAAUUGAAACCAAUGUGACUUAGUAGAGAAGUAAAACAAAAGAUUAAAAGUAGGAAAAGGGCAUGUAAAUCUGACAAGUCAGAGGCAUCCUAUAAAAGAUAUAAGGAAGCCAAUAAUGCGUGCAAAAAGGUGAUUAGAUAUGCUAAACUUCAAAAUGGAAAAAUGAUAGCCAAAGAGAGCAAAACCAACCCCAAAGCAUUUAAGUACAUAUAUUCUAAAAAAACAAAAACUGAAAGUGAAGGUACACUAAAAACUGGAAUGGGGGUGUUAAUUAAUGAAGACCAGGAAAAGGCAGAAAUUUUAAAUAACCAUUUCUCCUCCGUAUAUAUUAAGGAAGAUCCCGUAGCAAUAGAUGUGUAUAUGAUUGCUGCUAAAAACUUGGAGGAACAUUGUAAUUGGCUAACUCAAGACAAGGUGCUGCAGCAACUAAAGAAAGUUAAUAUAAACAAAGCUCCAGGGCCUGGCGGUAUUCAUCCACGAGUACUUAAGGAACUAAGUGUAGAAAUAAGUGAACCUUGUUAGGACUGAGGAGCUCCCAGGAAAGAUUGCCGCCCAGCCCCUGGGAACGCAAUGAGCUAGUUCCCCUAUGCAUUCCCCUGUUCCAGCUAGGAAGCAGUCCCUUUGGCGGAGGUACCCAGCCGGGUACAGGGAGCUCCGCUACACAUGCCUUCUCCAUUCUGAGUUUGCCCCUCCCCCGUCUCCACCCCUUUUUUAUUGAGCUAAAGUCCUUUCUGUCCUAUCUCCAAUUUGUAGAUUGCUAUGACCCCCUCGCUACUUCUAGUUUAAAAUCUCCUCCAACUUUCUAGCCAUCCUAUCCCCCAGCACUGAAGACCCUCUCAUCCUAUCCCCCAUCACUGCUAUAAAGGUUAUACACUAGUGAAAAGUCAACACAGUGCUCUAAAAAACCCAAACCCCUCCUACCUGCCCCAAGACUUCAGCUACGCAUUGACCUCUCUAAUCUCCCUCUGUCUUUUCACUGUGGCAUGUGGCACAGAUAAUAUCUCAGAGAAUACCACCUUGGAGGUCCUUUUCUUAAGUUUCCUACCUAAUUUCCUGAAAUCGUUCUUUAGGACCUUCCAUCUUCCUCUUACUUUGUCAUUGGUAGCAACUUGGACCAUGACCGCUGGAUCAUAACAAGCCACUCCGGGUAAUCCAUCCACUCUGUCAGCAACAAACGGGAGACAGCAAACUGUCCGGUUGAGCCAAUCAGAGCAACAGAUUGCCCUAUCUACUCUCCUAAUGAUAGAGUCCCCUACCACCAUGACAUGUCUAGCCUUCCUUACAUUUUCAUCCCCACCUGUACUAGAGGGGCAGUUCCCUCGGCUGUUAGAAGGAACACCUCCCUCUAAUACAGCUACUCCGGAUCUGAUGCUUCUAAUAUUUUCACUCAAAUGGGCAAAUCUGCUUGGUUUUACAAAAUCAGAACUAGCUAUCCCUUUCCUCUUUCCUCCCCCCACCCCGUUUCCUUGCCUCACUGUCUCCCAGCUACUUGCCUGUUCCCCAUCUGUCUUAUCUCUUCCCACUCCACUACUUGUGCCCACUAAACUCUGCUCAGUGAGCAACAGACUCAUCUGAAGAUUGUCGAUCUCCCUCAAUGUUGCAAUUUUCUUCUCGAGAUCUCCAAUCUGAGCUUCCAGAGAAGCCACUCGCACACACCUGUCACAGAAGUAUGGACACUGGAUGGGUACAUCCAGGCAUGCAUACAUGCAACAAGAUGUGCACUGAGUCAAACCUAUAAUCUUGCUAACAUUAUUUCCCAGAUACAGAACAGUAAAAAACUUCCUCCUAGUUUAAACCCCUUGUUUCUUUUAACUCCUGGUUUUCUAACUCCUACUUGAAAGAGUCUACUUAAUAGAGUCUGCUUUCAAGCAAUUCAAUUCAUGUAGUCUUCAUUUCUAAACUCUUUCACUUUAUCACUUUACAAUGUUACAAUUUCCACCAAUAUUACUAUACAGUGUCCAGGUGGAUAUCUAGUGUUUAGUAGACCAAGAUGAUAUAUAUAUAUAUAUAAACGUCCCUUUUACUUGUGGAUCUAAACCCGAAGAUCUCCUCAAAUCUUCCACAAAUACACAGACAUAAACAAUAUGGUCAAUCCAACUCUAUGGAAAUAAAAAAUAACAUAGUGCAACUCUGCAUGGUAUUGAUAUAAUAAUGAUGUGUGCCAUUGGGUCACUCACACUUUAACUGUUAAAACAGGGCAUAUCAGAAAUCAUUGUAGAUCUCAGGCAAUUCUUUGCUUCCAAUGUCUGGUCUUCCAGAUCUCAGUGACAUGGAAAAUAAAGUGCAUCCAGAAUGAAAUAUAGAAAGAUGUGCAUAAAGUAUAAAAAGCAUGUAUUACUUACACAAAGGUAAGGAUCAAUCAGCAGAAAAACAGGUAAAUUCUGUCCACAAUCUGUCCAACGUGUUUCCUCCCAAAAACAGGGACUUCCUUGGUGACUUUACAGCAGUGAGACAGGUACACAAAUGAAUAAAACCUAAAAGUUUUCACUUCUAACAUAAAUAUAUGAUUGUGACUCUGAAUCCUAUGAAAAUGAAUAUUGUAUAACUUAGAUUAUCAUCACCUAACUAAUAAGCAAUACAGAUUAUUGAUUAUCAUUUUAACCAAUACCAGACACCAUGUAUAAUUUUUCCUCUGCACUCCCAGAUCUGUAAUGCCAUUGGCUUACAUGUUCUCUUAACAGGAUCAAGAGACAAUUUGGGAUCAAGUGUUCAUCAGCCACAAGCCUCUUCAGCCCACUUAGGAGGCUCGGCCACCAUUAAAUGUUCAUACAGCACAUUCAAAGAGAGAGAACCCAUGGAAACUACAAUUUACUGGACAGCUGGCAGCCCUCAGGGACUUUUUGCAUUUCAUCCAGCUCAGGAUAUGAUUGAUUCAACGUACAGAGGAAGAACAAAGCUGACAAACAAUACAGAUUUGCAAAUAACAGGGGUACAAGUAAAUGAUGACACUGUAUAUUAUUGCUUGGUGAUGCUUAAAUUCUGUGUUGUAAAUCCCAUUUUACAUACAAAUGUCAACUAUGGAAUUGGAACCAGAUUAAGAAUAAGAGGUAAUAUCAAAAUCAUCAUUUCUGGAUAAAGCAUACAUUUAAUAUUAAAAAAUAGAUUUUUUUUUUCCCGUAUGAUAUCAAAGAUAGUUUUAGCAGGAUAAAAAUAAUAAUUUUAACUGCUAAAUUAAGAGGUCUGCCUUGUAUAAUCUCAGAUGGUAGCUCCCAUAAUGUUACACUGAAUUAACAGUUUUCAAGCAAAUCUAGAAAUUACUUAAAUUUGAAAUACAGAAAAUACUACUGUUAUCUUUAUUGUAUUUUAGGUUUCAUUUAUUUGUUCAGCUUUUGCUUUAAAUAUCUGGGAGGGAUAUACGCUAUUAUUUUAAAUAUAUAAAGGGAAUCAACACAGUAAAGGAGGAGAUUAUAUUUAAAAGAAGAAAAACUACCACAACAAGAGGACAUAGUCUUAAAUUAGAGGGACAAAGGUUUAAAAAUAAUAUCAGGAAGUAUUACUUUACUGAGAGGGUAGUGGAUGCAUGGAAUAGCCUUCCAGCUGAAGUGGUAGAGGUUAACACAGUAAAGGAGUUUAAGCAUGCGUGGGAUAGGCAUAAGGCUAUCCUAACUAUAAGAUAAGGCUAGGGACUAAUGAAAGUAUUUAGAAAAUUGGGCAGACUAGAUGGUUCGAAUGGUUCUUAUCUGCCGUCACAUUCUAUGUUUCUAUGUUUCUAUUAAAGGUUAUGCAGUUACUUUUGCUUUGCAAUAAUCCAAACAGAUUUAAAAACAUUAAGACAGCACUGGCAUUAAAACAUUUCUAUAACUUUGUCAUAGAAACAAAUACAGGUAAAAAAAAUCCUGAUUAUGGCUAAAUGUGAAUUAACAGGAGAUGUAAUAUUUAAUUAAAUGUAUUAAUAUAAAAAUAAGUUAUAUCUUUACCUCCAUAGGCCAUGAAUGUGUACCUUGCACUUCCUAAUUUUUGUCUCCCAGUUGCGAUAUUCCAGUACUGCUUUUAUUAAGCCUUUAAAGGUCCUGUACUAUGUGGGAUGGGCCUCUCAUUUAGUCCCUCUGCAAUAAGUAGGGGGUCUGACAAAACAUCCAGAGGUGAAUUGUAGUUUUCAACACGUGAAGACCACUGUUGAAGUAGAGGGGACAUAUAUAUAUAUAUAUUUAUUUAUGUAUGGUCACUUAUCUUUUUGGAUCAUAACACGUGCUUUGGUUUAAAAAAAUGUUUAGAAGAUACCUGCAGAAAUGUCUGACACUUGAUGCCAGUCUGUGCUUAUUUGCAUACUGAGCUGGGAAUUCUGGGUUAUUUGUGGAAACAUGCUUUCUCAAAAUGUAUGUGACCAAGGCAGACUUUUCAUGUCCAAUUUAAGAUAUGAAGGUGAUGCACAAAAGUCAUUGUAGCUGCAUAAAAUUGUGUGGUAGUGGUGGGAGGAGGGGUUAUUGUGUUUGGUCUCACCAUAAAUUAUUUUUUUAUAUAUUUAGUUUUCCCUAUUGUAGUUUCUCUCUGUAAUAUUUUAUUUGUCCAUUUAGUAGAUUCUCACUAUAAUCCUAUUGGUGAUCAAUUUAGUAGUGAAUUCUAUAAUUGCUUCUUUAGUGUCACUUCAAUCCUUGUCACAGAUAUUUGUUGCUAUUUGUCUAUUCUACCUAACAAUAUAUCUUUUUUUUUAAUUAUUUAGACUUGAUUUCUUCGCAAUGGCCUUUCCAUGUUAUCCUUGCGGUCCGAUUCACUGUGUUCUGCAUUGUUAUUAUCUGUGGUAUUCUUGGAUAUAAGGGCAUCAAUAGUAAGUGAAUAAAAUCAUAAACUGCCUUAUAAUUUACUGCUCAUUCACAAUGAUAAAAUAAUAAAAAGGUAACUACUGUCCAGUACAGUAAAACAGAAACAAAAGACCUACUGGUCCAUCUCAUUUAACUCCUUUAAUACGUAUUGUCCACUCUACGGACACACAUUGUUGAAGUUGUGUGGUGUCAAAAGUUGAAGUCAAAAUUAUGCCCAAAAUGGAAAAAUGUUAUGAAAUAAGAAAAAACAAACAAUUAAAUACAGUACAAAAGAUAAAGCAUUUUACCAGAUCAAAUUUUUUAAUUUAUGAAAAUGUAACAUUUAAACGUUUUAACAUUAAAACAAGUAUUACAUUACAAAAGAGAGAAAAAUAAAAAUAAUAAAAUAAAAAAGCAUUGAUAAAAAGAACUCCGAAUUACAAAAUAAUAUAGUAUUUCAAAUGCAGCUUAAAAAUAGGUCCAUGUAUAAAACUAAUGGUAAUUCACUGAUUCCUGUAGCUACGAGGUUACACACAGACCGUAUCCUUGGUCUUCCUUGCCAACCCCCCUUGUUAACAAGGUGACUUCCCUCACAUUAUUUCCAGUACUGCAUCAGUCUUGUUGCAGCUGGCCCUGCCUCGCUCAGCCUAUACAAUGCUUUUCUAUAGCAAAGCAUGGGGAGCCCAUUGCCCAUGUUUGGCAAAACGUUGUUGCACAAAUCAGCAUCUACUCUUAGAUAUGCAUUGGAUCACUACACCUCAAUGGGCAGCAUUCAGCGUCUUCAUGCAGAACGUGGAGAUGCUGAAUGUAGGUGCUACACAAUGUGCAGCACUGACCCAGGAAGCACUGAGAUAAACAGUCUAUUAUUUGUCAGUUUUUUAAUGACAUUAGUAUUUUCACCUUCCUCUCUAACUCUAUACUGGGUAUACCUAAGUGGCUGCCUGGCCAUUAGCUCUGAUUAAGUUGACAUUUAAUUCUCUUGUUUGCAAUAUACACUGUGGGAUCGAAUAUUUAUGGACUUUGUAUCCCCUCACUCCUUUUUAUAUAUGUCUAGCUGCUAUUUAUGGGAGAUAAUUUUUUCUAACUGAACCCCUUUUGGCUCAUGUAAGAUGUUUGUACUUACAUUUACAGAUUGAGUGGUUCCCUGAUACUUUAAUCAUUGCAUAGCCUUUUUUUUAUAUAUAGCACUUACCAUUACCACAUCUUCUGGUUCCAGUUUAUAUACAGAGCCCCUUCAAUAAAGCUCUUUUUAUCAUAUAUAUACCAGUGAUGUUUGAUGUAGGCUUAAUUACCUGGACAUAGGAGUUAACCUUACGAGGUUGUUAUUUCUUUCAUUUGAUAGCACUUGAUGAGUGACUCUCUCACAAAAUCUACUCUGCUACAUGUUCAAUAUUUACCAGAACGUUGUUAUAAUACUAUUCAUAUAUCCAGUAAGUAUUGUAGGGUCACUUUAGGUGUACCUAUAUUCUUGUUUGUGUUUGUUUUCUAACAUUUGUGCAAUUGCAUAUUUUAAUAACAAAGUGUUUAACCAGGAAAGGUACAAUCAGAAUAUCAUGGGGAUGUUACUCCCCCCAAAUCCAUGGGAUGUUAUUAUAGUUAUAUUGCUGCACUCUCAUACACAUAUUAACUAACUCCUAAAUAUUCAUGGAUUAAAGGAAAUAGUAUAAUGUGUAAAACUACACAUCCCUCUGCGAGUAAGUCUUGGUCAUCAACCAUCCCUUCCAUGCUAUGCAUGGGCACUUCCAGAUAUCUACAUCUUGAUAAGAUCUUGGUUGGGCUCGUGGUGGGCUCAAUCCUAUGAACACUUUUUAUAGAUGACAUUUUUAUAAGGUAAGGAACAGAAUAGGAACUUUAUUUUGAUUAAAAAAUGAGAAAGGGAUUCAAAUUUACCUUUGAGACCCAUAUGACUAGUGUAAUGUUUUCGGAUGUGAUUUUUUUUUUUUUUUACAAUAAUGGCAAAAUGAAGUGUAAAUAUUUUUUAAAAAAGGUUGACUUUAAUAUUUCUAUAAACAGGAAUUAUUGCGGUAAGCAAAAGUGGAUAG
This is a messenger RNA of Pelobates cultripes (western spadefoot toad), 11372 nucleotides long. Lineage: Eukaryota; Metazoa; Chordata; Amphibia; Anura; Pelobatidae. The record is from the annotation of a GenBank genome assembly.